CCUCGACAUGGCUCGGUGGCUGCCGGCCCUAGUGGCCCUCGCGGCGCUCCUCCUCGCCGCGCCGCCCGCGCUCGCGCGCAGGUCCGCCCCGCACAAGACCGAACCCCAGAUCGAGGAGGUCACCGCCAAGCAGCUGGAGCGUAUUCUGGAGGACAAGGACUUCGUGGCGGUGUACUGGUAUGCCAGAAGCUGCGUGACUUGUGACAAAGUACUGGAUGAGCUGGAGAAAAUCGAUGACGACACUGACACUUUCGGCGUCGACUUCGUUAAGAUCAACGACAAGAGGCUCGCAAAGCAGUAUGGCAUCACGAAAUUCCCCGCCCUCACGUACUUCCGUGAGAAGGAACCGAUCAUUUACGAAGGAGAUCUCAUGGAUGAGGAGAGUGUCCUGGAUUUCCUGACGAGCUUAGAAGCAAUGGAUCUUCCUGACCGGAUAGAAGAAGUGAAUCAGAAAAUUCUGGAAAAGAUUAUAGAAGAAACCGAAUACGUAGCCGUUCUAUUUUGUCCCGAUCUCAGUAAAUGCGGGCCGCUGCUCAAUAAACCAGAAUGUAAGAAGUGCGCUAAGGCUCUACAAGAGUUGGAGAACAUCGACGACGAGGCUGACCAGCUCGGAAUCGGCUUCGUGAAGAUCCACGACGAGGAGCUCGCCGAAGAGUACAGUCUUGGAGAAUUGCCAAGAUUAGUAUACUACAGGCAUCAAAUACCUAUUAUCUAUGAAGGUGAAUUAAGCAGGGAGGAAGAUGUACUGGAGUGGCUGAUAGCGAACAAAUCGACCGGAGAUGAAGAAGACGUCAUCGAGGACGUCACCGCCAAAACGCUGAAUACACUAAUUGGGAAUGUGGACAACCUUGUAGUUUUGUUUUACGACCAUGGCGAUGAAGAGUCGAUGACAGUAUUAGGAGAGCUUGAAAAAAUUGAUGAUGAUUGCGACCGUCACGGAAUUCAGUUUGUCAAGAUUGAUGAUAAGAAAGCUGCUAUCGAAUUUGGCAUUGACAAUCUUCCAGCUAUCGUUUACUUUGAAAAGCAGAUACCUAAUGUUUAUGACGGUGAUCUCGAAAAUGAAGAAGAAAUGCUUGAAUGGCUUGUGGAUCAACUAGAAAAAGAUGAAAUCGAAGAUGUUACUGACGAAAUGCUUGAUCGUUUAAUCAAAGAUGGAAAAACUGUAGCAGUCUUAUUUUAUGAUAAUAAUGAUCGUAAAUCUCAGAAAGUCCUCAACGAGUUAGAAAAUAUUGAUGAUGAAUGUGACCAACUUGGAAUAGCCUUUGUUAAAAUUGACAACGAUGAUGAGGCCAAGGAAUACGGUAUUGAAAAGGUCCCUACACUUUUAUACUUUGAGAAAGGUAUACCGACGUUCUACGAGGGUAAUCUAGAAGAAGAAGAAAAAGUACUUGAUUGGCUCAGACAUCAGGCUGAAAGCGAUGAAAUUGAAGAUAUUACUGAUGAAAUGCUUGAUCUCAUAAUUGAGAAAAUGCCUUAUGUUGCCGUUCUUUUCUAUGACAAGGACCAGAAAAAGAGUCAGAAAAUAUUAGCAGAACUUGAAAACAUUGACGAUGAAUGUGAUCAAAACGAUAUUGCGUUCGUUAAAAUUGAUGAUGACAAAGAAGCCAAGGAGUAUGGCAUUGAGAACAUACCGACAAUGGUAUUUUUCGAGAAAGGAAUACCACACAUUUACGAGGGCGAUUUAAUGAAGGAAGAUGAACUGCUUGGAUGGUUGCUCCACCAGAAACGUCACAGUGAAAUUCCAGAGGUAACCGAUGAAAUGAUGGACAAAUUGAUUGAAAGUACGCCGUAUUUAGCUGUAAUAUUCUAUGAUAAAGAUGAUAAGCAAGAUAUCAGGAUCUUAAAUGAAUUAGAAAAUAUCGACGAUGAAUUGGAAAAGGAAGGGAUUGUUAUUGUAAGAAUUGAUAAUGACGCUGAAGCUAAGCAAUAUGGUAUAGAUCAUCUGCCAACUUUAGUUUACUUUGAAGAAAAUAUUCCUGCAAUUUAUGAAGGCGAUCUCAUGAACGAAGAUGAAGUGCUGGAAUGGCUCAUUGAACAGAAGAACAGUGCAACCAUCGAAGAAGUUACUGAUGAAAUUUUAACAGAACUGAUUGAAGAACACGAAUAUGUUGUUGUAUACUUCAGUGGUAAGUGUGAAGAAGGUGAGGAGUGUGAUAACAUUUUGGAAGAAUUAGAAAAUAUAGACGAUGAAUUGGAUGAAACUGGCAUUAUAUUUGUAACAACUGAAGAUAUCGCAUUAGCUAAAAAGUACGGUAUCAAGACUUUCCCCACACUUGUUUUCUUCAGGAACAAAGACCCACUUAUUUAUAAAGGCGACAUUGAAGAUGAAGACGAAGUAUUGGCUUGGCUUACUGAUGAAAACACACUUGAAAUUCCUGGCAAAAUUGAGGAAGUAAACUCCAGGAUGUUAGAGAAAAUUUUAGAAGAGAAUGAUCAUGUGGUUGUCUUCUUCUAUAAAGAGGGCGAUAAGAAAUCUCAAAAAAUAUUGAGUGAAUUAGAGAACAUUGAUGAUGAAUGUGAAGAGAAAAAUAUUGACUUUAUUAAGACAUCAGACGAAGGUGUGGACAAGGAAUAUGAUCUUUCGGAAUUGCCAGCUUUAGCUUUCUAUCGCCACAAAUUUAGGACUAUCUACGAUGGUGAUUUAAUGCAUGAAGAAGCUAUUUUAAAAUGGGUUCUGGAACUGCACGAUUCUCAACCAGAUGUUAUUGAAAACGUUGACAGAAAAACUCUCAAAGACCUGAUCGAUGACGUUGAACACCUGGCUGUUUUCUUUUAUAGUGAAGACUGCGACACCUGCGACGAUAUAUUAGAUGAAUUGGAAACGAUUGACGAUGACACAGACAAACACGGUAUUCAAUUCGUAAAAUCGAAAGACUCUAAAUUGGCAUCUGAUAUUGGUAUUUUCAGUUUCCCAGCUCUGGUUUACUACGAAACAGGUGUACCUAUAAUGUACGACGGAAACCUAUUGGACGAGUCUGAAGUACUCGAUUGGAUGAUCAAACAAAAAGAAGAUGAGUCGAUUGAAGAAAUCGAUAGGGAUGAAUUGUUCAAAUAUAUUGAAACUAAAGAAUUUUUGGCUGUUGUAUUCUAUAGAGAUGACGACCCUGGAAGUCCAAGAAUAUUAAGACAUGUGGAAUUGAUUGACGAUGAGGCAUCUGAAUAUGGAAUAAAAAUAGUCAAGUGCAGCGAUCGACUGAUGGCUAAGAAGUAUGGUUUCCGCAAUCCACCAGGCAUCACGUACUUUAGAAAGACUAAAUAUAUCAAUUACGAUGGAGACAUCGAUGACGAAGAGGAAAUAUUAGACUGGUUAACCAAUCCAGAGAAUAUGGAGCUGACAGACCAUAUUGAGAAAGUUAAUAGAAAGAUGUUUCAGAAAAUAAGACAAACAUCUGAUUACGUAGCCGUAUUCUUUUACAGUAAUGACUGCAAACAGUGUCCCAGAGUAUUGGCGGAGAUAGAACACAUAGACGACGACGCUGAUGGAGCCGGUAUCAACUUUGUGAAAAUCGACGACAGGCAAAUGGCUAAAGAAUAUGGAGUGUUUGCUUUACCAGCUGUCUUGUUUUUCAAGUUGGGAUCCAAAGAACCCGUUAUUUAUGCGGGUGAUUUGUACGAUGAACACCAACUGCUCAGUUGGUUGCUGACCCAGAAAAAUCCAGCUGGUGACAUCAUUGAAGCUCUUGAGGGAAAAGAUCUGUUGGACCUGAUAGAAGAAUCGGUGUCCGUAGCGGUAUACUUUUAUGGGGUUGACUGCGAGCAAUGUACAGGGAUAUUGGAAGAACUAGAGAAUAUCGAUGAUGAUUGUGACAGACAUGAUAUUAAGUUUGUUAAAACCCAAGAUUAUUCGAUUGCGGAGCAAUAUGGUGUAACUGAUUUUCCAGUUUUAGUUUACUUUGAGCAUAAUAUACCAAAUGUAUACGAAGGUUCGUUAGCUGAAGAAGAGGAAGUACUCCAAUGGUUGAUUACCCAGAAAACUGAAGAUUGUAUAGAACUGAUAACUAGAGUGAUGUUGGAGAAAAUGGUUGAAGAAACACAAUAUUUGGCGGUUUAUUUCUAUAAAUUAAAUUGUCACAUAUGUGACCACAUACUUGAAGGUUUGGAGAAGAUUGAUGACGAAUGUGACGUAUAUGGUAUUCAUAUGGUGAAAAUCCAAGAUCCACAGCUUGCUAAGAGAUAUUCCAUUAAAACGUUCCCAGCUAUGGUUUACUUUAGAAACGGUAACCCACUCCUCUUCGAAGGUGACUUACAAAACGAAGAGUCGAUCUUAGAAUGGCUUAUAGAUGAUGACAAUCGUGAAUUGGCGGAUGAGAUUGAAUCAGUAAAUGAGAGAAUGCUCGAAAGAUUACUUUAUCAGUCACAUUUACUUGUGGUCUUUUUCUAUGAUGAUGAAGAUUGUCCUGAAUGUGAAGAGAUACUCGAAGCAUUAGAACAGAUUGACGGAGAAGUAGACCAAUAUGGUAUUGAUUUCGUGAAGAUAGCAAGCGUGGAGGCUGCAGCGAAGCAUAGUGUAGUGAAUAUACCAUCUUUAGUAUAUUUCCGUAAACGUGUACCGAUGUUGUAUGACGGAGAUCUGCAUCACGUUGAUAAAGUACUACAAUGGCUGACUUCUCAAGACGUUUUUGAAAUCAAAAAUGAAAUCGAGGAGGUUAACAGAAAAAUGUUGGACAAACUUUUGGAAGAGAACGAAUUCCUAGCUGUGUAUUUCUAUGAAAAGUCGAUGGAAAGCAGAGCAGUUUUGGAUAAAUUAGAAAACAUUGACAGCGAGACCGACAAUUUGGAUAUCACAUUUGUGAAAAUGCAAGAUCCACGAUAUGCCCGUAAAUGGGGUGUUACGAAAUUACCAGCUAUUGUAUACUUUAGGAAGCGUUUCCCGAGUAUAUACAGAGGAGAUGUAAUGUCUGAGAUUGAAGUAUUGGAGUGGCUUCGAAAGAAUCGGUUCCGACAACCUGAGCUUAAUAUAUUUAUGUACGCACUGAUAGCACUUUCUGUUGCAUUCGUGAUGUACACGGCCUUCUUGCUGCAGUGCUUCAAGCCGUCUGCGCCUUCCACAACACAGCAUCCUAAACAAGCGUGAGGGGAUUCCCCAACCAAAGACUAAUUGAGACUAUGACCUUAUGGUCGAAUGUAAAAUGAUUUUAUUUUAAACAUGAUUUGCAUAAAACUUGUUCAGUUCAGUGAUUCAGAUUAUAGUCACAUCUGACUUUUGUGACUACUCUUUGUUAUUUGGGAACAAACUUUUACUUCGAUAGAAGUUCUAGAAUUAUCUGUAGUUUUUUUGUAAUCAUAUUCCGUUACGUUUAUUAAUUAAGAAAUCUAUUUGUUUUUUAAUAGUUUGUUAUGUUUUCAAGGGUUAACA
Messenger RNA from Papilio polytes (common Mormon), 5356 nucleotides. RefSeq lists its product as uncharacterized. The coding region runs from base 8 to 5074 and encodes 1688 amino acids. NCBI's taxonomy places the organism in Eukaryota, Metazoa, Arthropoda, Insecta, Lepidoptera, Papilionidae. The record is from RefSeq and is a predicted model, not a curated record. The transcript has 25 exons.